GGAAAGGUUAUUCGUUUAAUUACUUAUAAGCCGAACUCCAAUAAUGAUGAUAGGGCGGGCAGGCAGGCAGCAAUCAAUAAUGUUGGGAUUGUACGUGAAACUAUACACGUCAAAGCAUUAAUGCAACGUCUCUUUACUCUCUACAGAUCACUCUUGCUUCUUUCUUUCUUUCCUAACUUUCACUGGAGGAUCAUUUAUUGCCAUUUGUUUUAAUCUCUUCCAAUGGGGCUUCAUCGUGGGUUGGACCAUUGAAGUUGCAUGUGAAACAUUCACCCACUUAAGCUCCGGUACUGCAGCUAGGUAUCUAAGCUAAGCUCUUCUUAUAUAAGACUGCCUCGAUAUGUUUUUCAGCUGCUACUUUAGUUACGUUAUUCUCAGGAAGUAAUUUUCUGGACUAGCCUUAGAGGGAAUUAGCCAGAGACAUGGGUUCCGGUGAAAUAAAGUCACCAGAAGGUCUACCAGAGACACCAGCAACAUAUGAUGGAGUUUCAAACCCAAUUCAUAGCAAGAAGCUUGGAAUUUACUUCCUCGAGUCCGACAAUAGGAGGAUGGCUUUUGGCCGUGGAUAUACUGGAGGAACUACUCCUGUUGACAUCCAUGGGAAGCCUAUUCCUGACCUCUCGAAGACAGGUGGCUGGAUUGCUGCCUUAUUCAUUUUUGGGAAUGAAAUGGCAGAGAGGAUGGCUUACUUUGGCCUCUCUGUUAACAUGGUGGCCUUCAUGUUCUAUAUUAUGCACCGACCCUUUACCAGUUCAUCCAAUGCAGUGAACAAUUUCUUAGGAAUUUCUCAAGUUUCCUCUGUCCUUGGCGGAUUUCUUGCAGAUGCGUAUCUCGGUCGAUAUUGGACAAUUGCAAUUUUCACAACAAUCUAUCUUGCGGGCUUGACAGGUAUAACCUUGUGUGCAACAAUGAAUAUUUUCAUGCCGGACCAGGGUCAAUGCGAUCAGCUAUCCUUGCUUUUGGGUAACUGCGAGCCAGCGAAAUCAUGGCAGAUGCUCUAUCUUAACACAGUUCUUUAUGUGACUGGAUUUGGAGCCGCAGGUAUAAGGCCGUGUGUUUCUUCAUUCGGAGCCGAUCAGUUUGAUGAAAGAGGUGAAAAUUACAAGUCUCAUCUGGAUAGGUUUUUCAACUUCUUUUAUCUUUCUGUAACUAUUGGAGCAAUAGUGGCCUUCACUUUAGUAGUCUACAUUCAAAUGAAACAUGGAUGGGGAUCUGCCUUUGGUUCACUGGCCAUAGCUAUGGGCAUGUCAAACAUGUUAUUCUUUAUCGGUACUCCUUUGUAUAGGCAUAGAUUGCCAGGAGGCAGUCCACUAACAAGAGUUGCCCAAGUUCUGGUCGCGGCCUUUCAGAAGAGAAAAGCCUCGUUUUCCAGCAGCGAGUUAAUAGGCCUUUAUGAGGUUCCUGGCAAACGUUCUGCUAUAAAGGGUAGUGGAAAGAUAGCACAUACAGAUGACUUCAGAUGUCUGGACAAGGCAGCAUUGCAAUUGAAGGAAGAUGGUGUAGAUCCAAGUCCUUGGAGGCUUUGUACGGUGACUCAAGUGGAGGAAGUCAAGAUACUUAUAAAGCUUGUUCCAAUACCAGCUUGCACAAUAAUGCUCAAUCUAAUCUUAACAGAGUAUCUGACUCUAUCAGUACAGCAGGCAUAUACUUUGAAUACACAUUUGGGUCAUCUCAAACUUCCAGUAACAAGCAUGCCCGUGUUUCCUUGCCUCAGUAUAUUCCUGAUAUUGUCUCUCUAUUACUCGGUAUUUGUUCCAAUAUUCCGGCGCAUUACCGGCCAUCCUCGUGGUGCUUCUCAGCUUCAAAGAGUAGGAAUCGGUCUGGCAUUUUCAAUUCUUUCUGUUGCCUGGGCAGCCAUUUUUGAGAGGUAUCGGAGAAAGUACGCUAUAGAACAUGGCUAUGAGUUUAGUUUCUUGACUCCCAUGCCUAACCUGAGUGCCUACUGGUUGUUGAUCCAGUAUUGCCUGAUUGGAAUAGCUGAAGUCUUUUGCAUUGUGGGCUUGCUUGAAUUUCUGUAUGAGGAAGCUCCUGAUGCAAUGAAGAGUAUAGGAUCUGCCUAUGCUGCACUAGCAGGUGGAAUUGGCUGCUUUGCAGCAAGUAUAUUGAACAGCAUUGUGAAAUCAGUGACAGGGAACCCAGACAAGAGGCAGCAAUCAUGGUUAUCCCAGAAUAUAAAUACUGGUAGAUUUGAAUAUUUCUACUGGCUGCUUACAGUUCUGAGUGCGAUAAAUUUCUGUGCCUUUCUAUAUUCAGCCCGUAGGUACAAGUACAGGGCAGAGCAGAAAUUUGGGAUUCAGGAAGUUGUAACCAACAAACAAAACACCCCAGCCAGGGGCUAGCAAGCCGAAUAUGAAUUCGAAAUCUAAGAUGGACAAGUACCACAUUCACAAUUAAAUUUCUCUCUUCCAGUGCAAGAUUUCCCCUUCAUGAUGUUUCCCUUCUAAAACAUAACUUGGAACAAGAUAAAACAUGAAUCACAGCUGCAUUUUCCUGCGUUUAAUCGAAUUGCUGGCAACAUUUGAAUUC
Messenger RNA from Populus trichocarpa (black cottonwood), 2526 nucleotides. RefSeq names its product protein NRT1/ PTR FAMILY 6.1. Gene Ontology annotation, biological process: transmembrane transport; oligopeptide transport. NCBI's taxonomy places the organism in Eukaryota, Viridiplantae, Streptophyta, Magnoliopsida, Malpighiales, Salicaceae. The transcript is spliced from 6 exons. Gene Ontology annotation, molecular function: transmembrane transporter activity. The record is from RefSeq and is a predicted model, not a curated record. Bases 423 to 2339 code for a protein of 638 amino acids. Gene Ontology annotation, cellular component: membrane.